Molecule: messenger RNA, 1814 nt
Organism: Aspergillus wentii DTO 134E9
Lineage: Eukaryota; Fungi; Ascomycota; Eurotiomycetes; Eurotiales; Aspergillaceae
Exons: 4
Coding region: 1-1455 (484 amino acids)
Source: RefSeq, a predicted model, not a curated record
AUGAGGGGUCAGGUUAGCGACGAGACGAUGGCUUACCACCUCAGCCUUCUAAGCCACGCGAACCCGAUGGAUGAUACCGCCGAGGGCUCACUUGCCCCGAUCUUCACCGGCAGCAUGCUUCCUCGGGACCAAAAGUCCGAUGGAAACCCGCAGGUUCACCAGUUCGGUCUCCUGGCGGGCCUCAGCGACAAGCUAUCGGGUCCGGUCACAUCCGUCGCAGACGAUCCGCGCCUGUUUUUCAAUGUCACGGCCCCCUCGAGCACCUUUAUCUGCGGCUCUCAGGGGUCCGGGAAGAGCCAUACUUUAUCCUGUAUCUUGGAAAAUUGCCUCAUAUCGUCCCAGGCGGGGAGGCUGCCGAGCCCACUUGGCGGUGUAGUCUUUCACUAUGAUACGUUCAUCAGUGACAGCUUUGGCUCUCCUUGCGAAGCAGCCUUUUUGUCAUCGCAUCCUGACGUUGAAGUGCGCGUGCUGUGCUCUCCUACCAAUGUGCAUACCAUCCAGGCCUGCUACUCCCGCUUCAACAUCUCUGUGACUCCCUUGCAGAUCGACCAGAGAUAUCUCAACACCAAGCGAAUGAUGGAUUUGAUGGCCGUCGGUCAGGACGAUGGUCCAAUGCCGCUGUACAUGCAUACGGUGCAACGGGUUCUCCGGGAAAUGCGCAUCGUCCAACAACGCACCCAGACCGGCUUCGACUAUCAGGAGUUCAAGCGGAGAAUGCGAUCCUCUAAUCUCACCCCCGCUCAGCUGGAACCCCUCAGUCAACGCCUGGCUACUUUGGAGAGCUUCAUGUCGCAGCCGCAAGGGGGGCUGUCGGGAGGGAAGGAGAAAAGUAUUCCCCGUGGCACCGACUGGAAAUCGAAACCCCGUCGUCUGACAGUCGUGGAUCUCUCUUGCCCGUGCAUUUCCCCCGAAACUGCAUGCUCGCUAUUUAACAUUUGCCUGGGGAUCUUCCUCGAGCAGGACCCAUGCGUGGGGAAAGUCGUGGCAUUAGACGAGGCCCACAAGUAUAUGAAUCGGUCCAUUGAAGCACGCGGGUUUACGGAAACACUGCUGUCAGCCGUCCGACUGCAGCGCCACCUGGGAGUGCGAAUGAUUAUCUCAACGCAGGAGCCCACCAUUUCCACCGCCCUCCUAAAUCUCUGCUCCGUCACCAUUGUACACCGGUUUUCCUCCCCGGAAUGGCUGCGUGCAUUGCAUAAACAUAUCGCUGGUGCGGCCGGGGCCCCCUUCAGUGUGCAGACUGAGUCUGACUCUGCGGUGGCUCCCGCGCAGUCGCUUUUCAACCAGAUCGUCGACCUCCGCGUGGGAGAGGCACUCAUCUUUGCACCGAGUGCCAUUGUCGGGGAAAUACAAGAUGAUGGCCAGCUGAGCCUCCGCCGCUUGGGACAUGGGAGCCUCCGAGUGCAAAUUCGGAACCGGCUGACUACGGAUGGAGGAAGAAGUGUUCUUGCAUAGUGCAAGCUUAGUUCGUAGUUGAUGGCUAGCAGAUAUGCUGGGUGUUAAGGCACAAUCAACCAAUGUAUGUGAUUAUCAGUCCUGUUUUUACUUCAGAAUGCGAUCCUUGAGGCAGGAGAAUCUAUUCAAUUUGGAUGAAAAUUAUGUCAAUGGACUACUGUGAAGUUGAACGAAAUGAUCCACGGUGUAUGAGCCCAUCUCCUUCCUGGAGAUCAUAUGUUUCUGCGGAGCAGUCUUGAAGAGUUCAUGAUCAUCAUUCUAGAUUAACCUGCCUAGCUAGUAAGGAAUUUUCUAUGGAGUCAGUCUAUGUAUAAUUCAUUGCACGCGAGUAAUCAAAAUGUCCGCCUCGAGCCUUCAAG